This is a messenger RNA of Endocarpon pusillum Z07020, 624 nucleotides long. RefSeq lists its product as uncharacterized. Gene Ontology annotation, cellular component: cell wall. Lineage: Eukaryota; Fungi; Ascomycota; Eurotiomycetes; Verrucariales; Verrucariaceae. The transcript has a single exon. The record is from RefSeq and is a predicted model, not a curated record. Gene Ontology annotation, molecular function: structural constituent of cell wall. Bases 1 to 624 code for a protein of 207 amino acids.
AUGUACACCUCAAGCAGCCUGGUAGUCAUCGCCUCCCUCCUCGCCGCCAGCUCCUACGCUCAAGAGGACCCAUCCACCGUGUCAGCCAUCACCCAGAUCACGGACGGCCAGCCACAGGCUCCCGUCACCACCCCAGUCGCUUCCAGCUCCUCCUAUUCCAACCCAUACGUGACACAAACCAACUCCCUCGGCGUCGUCACCGGGCAACCCAGCCCAGAAACCUCGCAACCCCUUCCCGUUACCAGUCAGCCAUCCGUCAUCACCUCCAUGUCACCCGCUGCCACAUACGUGUCCAAUGCCCCAGGCAUUCCGGUAGGCUUGAACACCACCCUGUUGCCCGUGGUCAGCUCCAGCGCUGUUGAGGGCACUUCGGCUGCUGGUAAUCUGAGCACCAGCACUUCCACUGCCACCGCCACCGCCACCAACACCAGGACUCAGACCGCCAGCCGCACCACCGGCACUUCGGGCUCUGGCACGAGCGGGAGCUCGACUUCUGAAGAAACCGGCCCUGCUUCCGCCACUGGUGCCGCCGGUGCCAUCCACCCUUUUCUUGUAAGAGCUUUUGUGGACAGAUAUUUGAAGGUCGACCUUUUUUGGAGAUCAUUACACUUUUUCACCGGAUAA